AUGAUCGAAGCGCUAUACAAUAUGUCCUGGGUGAUUUAUUCUGCCAUUGAGAUAAGUAAAAGAGUGAGAACAAAAGACGCACUUGUAUUCCGCAGACAAUGCGGCACUCUGCCUCCUUGUGAAUGGGUCAAUAUUUCUUUUCAUGGCGGCGACAAGCUCAAGAUCCUCAACUCACCGCCAAGUGAUCUUGUCAACGAUGUUAUUGCUGCUUUCGUAAAGGAUAUCCAAAGACAUGAAGUAACAGCGGAACGAGCCAAAAUCAAGUUUAAAGGAUUUCCCUGGCGAAGCGUUGGCCAUGAUGAUGAAGACGAGACGCAGAUGAAGCUUUUGACGUUACUUGAAGUUGUCGAGAGGAAUGGCUUCACACUUUAUGCAAGGACAACGGCAAGGUAUAGUGAUGAGACGAGCGAAUCGAAUGUUUUGAUCUUUCAGAGGCGGCUUGAAUGGGUUUCUGGGACCUCGGUUUAUAAGAAAUAG
This is a messenger RNA of Fusarium poae, 477 nucleotides long. RefSeq lists its product as uncharacterized. NCBI's taxonomy places the organism in Eukaryota, Fungi, Ascomycota, Sordariomycetes, Hypocreales, Nectriaceae. The coding region runs from base 1 to 477 and encodes 158 amino acids. The transcript has 2 exons. The record is from RefSeq and is a predicted model, not a curated record.